This is a messenger RNA of Saccharomyces kudriavzevii IFO 1802, 1728 nucleotides long. RefSeq names its product methylisocitrate lyase ICL2 (gene ICL2). Gene Ontology annotation, molecular function: isocitrate lyase activity; methylisocitrate lyase activity. The transcript has a single exon. The record is from RefSeq and is a predicted model, not a curated record. Gene Ontology annotation, cellular component: mitochondrial matrix. The coding region runs from base 1 to 1728 and encodes 575 amino acids. Lineage: Eukaryota; Fungi; Ascomycota; Saccharomycetes; Saccharomycetales; Saccharomycetaceae.
AUGCUUUUGAUGAUCAAAAACAAAGUGUUCGAUAGAACAACUUCGAAGAUACUGGAAAAGCUGGCUCUCUUCCCAGACAAAUCAUUGCGAAGACAUUUCAGCAAGGCAAGGAGUGCCGAAGAUUUUAUCUCGUCAGAAUCGACCAAAGUAGACGAAUGGUGGGCUUCAAGCAGGUUUGAAAAUGUAAGUCGUCCCUAUUCAGCCACUGAUGUCGUAAAGCAUCGAGGCAGUAUGCCUGCGAAAACUUCAGUCUACCCUUCGUCUUACCAAGCUCGAAAGCUAUUCAACUUAUUGGAAGAAAACUUCAAGAGUGGUACCCCACUCCAUACGUUGGGCGUCAUUGAUCCUGUACAAAUGAGCCAGUUAGCUCGUUGUGAAGGUAUCAAAGUUGCAUACAUAUCCGGUUGGGCUUGUUCCUCUACAUUGGUUGGAUCUACAAACGAAGUAUCACCAGAUUUUGGGGAUUAUCCAUAUGACACGGUGCCAAAUCAAGUAGAAAGAAUUUUCAAGGCACAACAAAUGCACGAUCGGAAGGCCUUCCUAGAGGCUUCCAUCAGGGGUUCUACUCCAGUUGAUUAUUUACAGCCAAUCAUUGCAGACGCGGAUAUGGGCCAUGGUGGCCCAACUACUGUAAUGAAAGUCGCUAAGUUGUUCGCAGAGAAGGGAGCCGCUGGUAUCCACCUUGAAGACCAAAUGGUAGGAGGUAAACGUUGUGGUCAUCUUAGCGGGGCUGUUUUGGUGCCCACAGCAACACAUCUUAUGAGAUUAAUUUCUACCAGAUUUCAGUGGGAUAUUAUGGGAACAGAAAACUUACUUAUUGCAAGAACAGACUCUUGUAAUGGCAAUUUGUUGAGUUCAAGCAGUGACCCAAGAGAUCAUGAAUUUAUCAAAGGUAUCAUAAGGGAAAACGUAGUGCCUUGGAGUGAAAAGCUGAUCGAAAUGGAAGAUAAAAAGGUUUCUACUUCUACGAUUUCCGAUAUGGAACAAGAAUGGUACCAGGAAAAUGAGUUGUUCACAUUUGAAGAGGCCAUAGCAAAACAAUGUACAGCAGGCGAAUUCAAGAAAUACAACGAAAAGAAGGAUGACCUUAUGACAAACAAACUGGGAAGAUCGUAUUUAAGUCUAAGGGAAAUGAAACUUUUGGCCCAGGAAAUCGCACCAUCCAAAAAAGUCACAUUCGACUGGGAUGCUCCAAGAACUAAAGAAGGUUAUUACAUGUUUAAGGGUUGUAUUGAAGCAGCUAUCAGAAGAUCGUUAGUAUUUGCGCCAUAUUCUGAUAUGAUUUGGCUGGAAACGAAAACCCCUGACCUAGAGCAAGCACGUUCGUUUUCAAGCGAGAUCCACAAGUAUUUCCCGGCUACCAAAUUAGUAUACAACUUAUCUCCAAGUUUUAACUGGAGCGCCCACGGAUUCGAUGAUAAAGCGUUAAAGUCCUUCAUAUGGGACUUAGCAAAAGAAGGCUUCACGUUGCAAUUAGUUUCCCUUGCAGGUCUGCAUUCAGACGGGGUAUCGUUCUGGGAGUUAGCCAGUAGCUUCCAAACUGACGGGAUGAAAGCAUAUGUCGAAAAGGUGCAAAGGCGGGAAAAGAAAAGUAACUGCGAUAUCUUGACACACCAACUUUGGUCCGGGGCAGAAUACGUAGAUUCUCUAAUGAAAGUCGUCCAAAACGGUGCUUCAUCUCAGACUUUAAGCACAUCCGGUGAGAGCUUUACCGAAACGCAGUUCUAA